Molecule: messenger RNA, 2790 nt
Organism: Tetranychus urticae (two-spotted spider mite)
Lineage: Eukaryota; Metazoa; Arthropoda; Arachnida; Trombidiformes; Tetranychidae
Biological process (GO): establishment or maintenance of epithelial cell apical/basal polarity; heterophilic cell-cell adhesion; cell communication
Cellular component (GO): protein-containing complex; plasma membrane
Molecular function (GO): calcium ion binding
Source: RefSeq, a predicted model, not a curated record
UUAUCUUUUGUUUUAUCUUCUGUUAACCUUUUUUAAUUUUAACCAUUUUCCUAAUUGUCUUUUUGUUUUUAAUUAAAUGUUAACGUUUAACGUAAUGAGUUUUGUUGAUUGUAAUAAUCAAUGGAGUAUCUACUGGCCUUGAGUUAAAUCUGUUUGCGUCAUUUUUUUCACUUUAUCUUAUGUGUUGUAAUGAUGUUGAUGCAUAUCUACACAAUGUGACAUAUGGAAGCCGUUUGGUUACUGCUUUGCCUUAUGAAAAGGUCAGUUGUUACUGUUGUGUAUCCUUACCAUGCCAAUGUGUUUAAUACAGUUGUCUACAAGUCAGCAAGCAAGCACGACACAAACCAAUGGAUGGGGCAACCAAAGAAAGCAAGCGAACAGGCGAACAGCUCAAUCAAUCUUUAUGGUUCAAGAUUAUCUGCCUACUUUGUGUCUUUCUUCAAGCCAAAUCCAAACUUACAUUAAUCCAUCCAAAUAAAUCAAGAACGAGAUUAGUGUUGAGAAGAUCGUGAAAACAUAAUAUUUAUAUCAAGAUGCGGCUAGUUUUUUACUUUUUGAUCAUCUCUUUGCGUUAUUUGUGUGAAAUCAUUCACUUUAAUUGUAACCAUUAUGGCAAAUAACGGUUCAACAAAUAAUUCUGUUCAAUUGGAGAAGCAAAUUCAUUUCGAUGACAAUGUUUUACCGACCAAUCGAUCUUCAAAUGGACUCAGACCAUGGCUGUAUAAAACAUUUAAAUCCACUAAUUCGCACCUUGUAUAUCGAUACAGGGUUUAUUGUUCACUAUAUUAUCAUGGUGAUGAAUGUUCAGAGUUUUGCCGUGAACGAAAUGAUGUAUUUGGACAUUAUGGAUGCCGAGAAAAUGGACAAAAGUCAUGCUUAACAGGCUGGAUCGGUGACAAUUGUGAUAAACCUAAAUGCAGACCGGGAUGUAACUCUGAACAUGGUUACUGCUCUGAACCUGACCAAUGUCAAUGUCGACCUGGUUAUUCUGGACCUUUAUGUAACCAGUGUCUUCUUUAUCCUGGCUGUAUCAAUGGUUAUUGUCUUAAACCCUGGCAGUGUAUUUGCCACCGUAAUUGGGGUGGAAUCUUAUGUGAUCAAGAUUUAAAUUUCUGUGGUACUCAUCAACCUUGUCUAAAUGGUGGCUUGUGCGAUAACAUUGCUCCUAAUCAGUACAAAUGUCACUGUAAACCCGGGUACGAUGGUAACAAUUGUCAAAUUGUUGUUAACCCAUGUGUUACAAGUCCCUGUCUUCAUGGAGGAACCUGCUCUGAAGUAAAUAAUUCAUCUUUCAUUUGUAACUGUCCUGCUGGAUGGACUGGUAAUCGUUGUCAGAUUAAUAUCAAUGAAUGUUCAUCUAAUCCAUGUCAAAAUGAUGGUAAAUGCAUAGAUCUAAUCAAUGGAUAUCAAUGCGUUUGUCCUCCUGGAUUCACUGGAGAUCGUUGUCAAGAUGACAUUAAUGAAUGCAACCUGGAAGCAUCUUUGUCUCCCUGUAUACCGUCAACAACAGAAUCGUGUCAGAAUAUAAAAGGAUCUUAUAAAUGUAAAUGUAUCAAAGGAUUUGAAGGGCAACAUUGUGAAUCAAAUGUAAACGACUGUGAGCCAAAUCCUUGUGCUAAUGAUGGUUCCUGUAUCGAUCUGGUUAACGCAUAUCAAUGUGUUUGUCAAAAGGGCUUCAAAGGUGCUCAUUGUCAACAAGUGGAUGAAAAUGUUUGCUCACUUGGUGGAUCGGAUAAUUAUUGGGAAAUUACUACCCGAGCUUCAUCUUGUCCGAUGAAAUGGUGCAAAUGUUCCCACGAUAAAGGACCUUUCUGUAUCUGUGUUGGUCGGGAUUUACCUUCAAUUACUGUUGAUCAUCAAUCCUUAACUGAACCUGAUGCUUUCAAUUCUCUUGUUUUGGUUUUUGAAAAGAUUUUAACUAACAAUCAAACUCAAAUUAUUUGCGAAGCUUUGAAAGCAAUCCUGAUUCUCUACCAAGACACUCUAGACUCUAAACAAAUGUCAACCGUCUGUCAUCGGCAAGACAUUAAUUCACUUGUUUUUUAUUCAUUGGACAACUCAGAAAAUGUCCUUAAAAUUGGUGAUAUUUUAUUAAAUUCACGCAACUCUUUUCGGAUCAAGCAAAUUAUCAAAAAUAAACAAGAACUGGAUGCUGACAAUAGACAAAUACAAUUUUUACUAGUUUUAACAUUAUUUUGUAUAUUCUUAUUUAUAUGUUUUUCAUCUAAAUCCAUACACAAUCGAAGUAAACAAUAUAUUCGACAAUUUAGAUCUCGGAUUGCCAAGUUUAUCGCCGAAAAUCAAACCAAUGCAGUUCAACCUGAGACGAUCAACGAUUUAAACCUUGUAAAGCAAUCAAAUAACAACAACUUAAAUCAAUUGGAUGAUGAUUGUAAUAAUCAACGUCCAAUAAGCAUAAACAUUUUAAAUUCAAGUCCUAAUCAUUUCAAAUUUAAUCAUCUUAAAUUAAAACAAUUGGAUACUUAUGAAAACAAUGAGUGUGAUCCAGUUAAUAUCAAUAAAUUAUCAUCAUCAACAUCCACAAUCAAUUCAGUUGGGACAAUAGAAACUUCUUAUGUUAAAAAAUCUAAUCUUAAUGAGAAACAAAUUAAGAUUGGAAUAGAACAAAAAGUGUGAAUAAUUAGAUGAUCGCCUAUUUAAAUUUUCUCUGUAAUUCUACUAAACAUAAUGUAAAUUGCAAUCUACUCCAUUUUAACAAAUGUUCAUUUGUAAUUAGACCAUUCUCAAUGAAAAUAAAUUUCAUACAAACAAUUAAAGCUGUACAUGAAA